AUGCAAUCCAUUUCCCGCGACCACCGCAUCUACGUCCUCCACCCCGAAAACGAACCGGCCGUCACCAUCGACUCGGGCGGCGACCUCAUGGUGGAAACCUGGGACGCGUUCGAGGGCAUUCGCGAGCCUGGGGCCCUGCAGGAAAAGUCCCUCAAGGGACCGGCCACCGGCCCGAUCUACGUGAACGGAGCCGAACCUGGGGAUGCCUUGCGCAUUGAGUUCGUCAGCAUCAGGCCCAAGGAGAACCCGGCGCACAUGGUCAUGCCCGGCCGGGGUUUCCUGGAUGCCGAGUUCACGGAGGGUUAUCCCACCGUCAUGAGCAUUGACGGCGACGAUCUGGUGCUGCCCAGCGGUAUGCGCCUACCUUUGAAUCCGUCCUUGGGUCUCGUCGCCACGACGCCCACGUACCCGCAGGAAACGGCCAGCGACAGCGGACCCUACGGCGGUGACAUCGACAUGAAAGAGCUGGUGGAGGGCAGUGUCCUGUUUCUGCCGGUGUUCGUCCCCGGCGCACUGCUCGCUAUGGGCGACUGCCAUGCGGUGGUCGGCGACGGCGCGGUGGCCGGAACCGGUGCGGAGUGCUCCGCCGACACUCACGUGCGCGUCACCGUCGAAAAAGGCAUGAACCUCUCCGGCCCCCGCGCCAUCACCCCGGACCACUACGUUGUCCUUUCCCAUGGCGACGAUCUCGGCCCGGCGAUGAAGCGGGCCGUACGCGAGAUGGUGGACUUCCUCACCACUGAAAAAGGCAUGGCGCCCUACGACGCCUACACCCUGUGCAGCCUGGCCGGCGACGUCCGCGUCUCCCGCACCUUCCGCCCCAUCAGCCCCGUCAAGAUGAUGCUCUCCCGCCAGGCUUUGGAGCAACUGUAA
This is a messenger RNA of Geodia barretti, 873 nucleotides long. The record is from the annotation of a GenBank genome assembly. NCBI's taxonomy places the organism in Eukaryota, Metazoa, Porifera, Demospongiae, Tetractinellida, Geodiidae.